Vittaforma corneae ATCC 50505 is the source of this 1767-nucleotide messenger RNA. RefSeq lists its product as uncharacterized. The transcript has a single exon. Lineage: Eukaryota; Fungi; Microsporidia; Nosematidae. The coding region runs from base 1 to 1767 and encodes 588 amino acids. The record is from RefSeq and is a predicted model, not a curated record.
AUGAGACUUGAGAAUGUUGGAGUUAAAGUACUACUUGAGGGAUAUCGGCUAUUUUCACAUGCGUUUACUACAGACGACGAGCACCAGAAGCUGAUUGCACUGGAUAGAAAUAAUAAUAUCGCUCUGAUAGAGACAUCAGAGUCUCAAAAGGCUGCAGAAGUUAAGAAAAUCAACACAAAAGAAUUAGGAGAACGGAUAGUGAACAUCAUUUCUCAGGGAUUUAACAGCAAGCCAUUUCCAAUACUCGUCACAGUAAAAAGGGACGACAUGCCCACAGUUUUUGACAAUUAUCUGUGUGAUUUUGAAAGCGAAGAUAUUCCAAGCACCCCUGUAUUUACCUCAAAUUCCACUCCAAUGAUAAUCACAAAUCCAAAGAAUCUCAAACCAGUUAUUUUGUUCACUAAUGGUAGUAAGCUUGUCUACGGAGAAAUCCAGAAUGAAUCGGAGUUUGUAGAACUGGGCUCAUUAAAGCCGUCCAGUGUUCCUAUUGGUGUCCAUACAAGCAGCUAUUUAGAUGUUACAAGUGAUAUGAAUGCAGACUUGGUACUACACACUAAAAAAGACGGCAAGAAUGCCAUUUUGAUAUUGCAACUUAAGUUCACAACAAGUCUUGACGACAAAAAGUCUUUUAAAUUUGAAUUCGAAGAAAUUCAAACCAUGGAAAUAGACGAAGAUGAGAUUGGUCCAAUUAUGUUCACAGAAAUGGCUAGCAAAACGAGGCCUGAUAUGCUUUUCAUUUCUAGGAAAGGCAAUGAGUACACUCUGAAUCUUUACAAGAAUAUUAGUUACAAAGAUGAGCCUGAUAAUGCCCUGAAAGACCUGCAGCGGCUUAAGGAGUUCUAUAGGGAAGCAGAGAAUCUUGAAGUAUAUCACAAUGCUUCAAAGAUUGUGUAUCCCCUCAAAGAGAUUCUAGCAGAUACAAAGAGCAAUGUACAGUCUCGCAAGAUAAUACUCUCUGAAGAUGGAAUACCACGUGGAAUGUUCCUGUACGAUCCAUUUGGAAAGGGCAUUAAAAGUGUCUAUAUUGUCACAGAUGAGAUUGAUGCACAGAAAAAUAAACCUGCCAACUCAAUCAUUCAAGUGAUCGAGUUUGAUAGAGCCGAAGGGAGGUUUAACUUUAAAAUAGACAAUCCGGAGUGGGAAAAUGAUCAAAAGCUUGGAUUUGUUGUUGGACUAACAGUUUUUGAUUGUGAAGACAAGGGUAUUGAGCAAUUAAUGGUAAACACUAUUUCUGUUGAUGGCGAUGGAUCAUAUUCCUUUAAGCUUAUUAAUUCCGAUCACAAUUUAGAAAUGACUGGGAUCUAUCUUCUUCCACUGAGCAUUGCAGACAGCCAGACCAACUUCAUUCCAGGCGCCUGCUUUGUUUUGGUUUAUGAAAAUGAAGAGAAGAUCAUUAAAACUAGUCUAUCGUUCCAAUCUUCAUAUCCAUCUCUACAAAGACACAAGGUAUUCGUUGGUCUUGAGCAGACAAAUCUGUUUAUCAACCACUUUACGCUGAAAGUGCCAGGCAGUGAUGAAAACAAAAACCAAUAUGAUGCUCCAACAUUCCUGGUGCCUAAUACAUUUGCUGUUUUCACAUUUGAUCAAAGAGACUGGAAUAUUCAAAGCUUCUUUACAAAUAGAUACUAUAAUCAGACCGUUGUCUCAUUAUUUGUUGUUCUGUUUGCGUUUAUAAUUAUCUAUGUUGUUCUUUCUAUCCAAGAUAAGAAGAAGUACAAAACGGUGAUGAAUAGAGACUCUAUGAGGAGGGUAUUCAAUGCUCUUUAA